Messenger RNA from Oncorhynchus kisutch (coho salmon), 6355 nucleotides. RefSeq names its product myotubularin-related protein 4-like. Gene Ontology annotation, cellular component: cytoplasm; membrane. Gene Ontology annotation, biological process: regulation of autophagy; phosphatidylinositol dephosphorylation. The transcript is spliced from 19 exons. Gene Ontology annotation, molecular function: phosphatidylinositol-3-phosphate phosphatase activity; metal ion binding; protein phosphatase binding. The record is from RefSeq and is a predicted model, not a curated record. NCBI's taxonomy places the organism in Eukaryota, Metazoa, Chordata, Actinopteri, Salmoniformes, Salmonidae. The coding region runs from base 424 to 4284 and encodes 1286 amino acids.
CUCUGUCUCUCCUCACACUCACGGCAUCCUCAUUUUUCCGCUCACGUCUAGUAAGUUCACCUGCUCUCCCUUUCUUGUCCUUCAUCCUCCUCUUUGUGGGCUAUUUCAGUGGACUCUGUGUGUUCUUAUGGACUAUCAUUCGCUUCCUCCCAACUUGGUCUGAGCAACAGGGGGGCUUUCCAGGCACCAGCACUCCCUCUCUCGGUUUUCAUCCCCCUCACUGGGGGAGGGGGGGGGACUAAGUGUGGGGGUGUAUAGCACCUCCUGGGGCAGUGUGGGGGUAAUACGGAGGCGGAUAGGUGUGGAGGGAGUAGGAGUGUUGAGGAUGGUAAUGCCGGCCCGUGGCUCUCCCUUCUUCCUGCUGCUACUGCUUCUCUGUAGGCUGUGUGUCUCAGGGGCACAGCCCUGCUUCCUCUUCUCGUCAUGAGCCUUGCAGCAAGGGUCUCCUGCUCUGUGCUCAACUGCUUUGGUGAAGAAGGACCCCCCAGUCUGGAGUAUAUCCAGGCCAAGGACUUGUUCCCUCCGAAAGAGCUGGUCAAGGAGGACGACAGCCUCCAGGUGCCGUUCCCAGCUCUGCAGGGGGAAGGGGUGGAGUAUCUAGGCCGAGCCGAUGACACCAUCAUCGCCAUCUCCAACUACAGGCUCCACAUCAAGUUUAAGGACUCCAUUAUAAAUACCUAUCAAGGUGUGGACAAUCAUAUUUCUGUGCCGCUGAGGCUCAUAGAGAAUGUGGAGAGCAGAGACAUGUUCCAACUGCACAUAAUCUGCAAGGACUCCAAAGUCGUCAGAUGCCAUUUCUCGACAUUCAAGCAGUGCCAGGAGUGGCUGAAGCGUCUGAACCGGGCCGUAGCCCACCCUGGCAGGCUGGAGGAUCUGUUUGCCUUGGCCUACCACGCCUGGUGUCUGGGGGGCAGCGCAGACGAUGAGGACCAGCACCUACACCUCUGUAGACCAGGUGAUCAUGUCCGUCAGAGGCAGGAGAUGGAGGUGAGGAGGAUGGGCUUCGACAUGCAAAAUGCCUGGAGAGUGUCUGACAUCAACCUCAACUACAAGUUGUGCUCCAGCUACCCCCAGAAGCUGCUGGUGCCAGUGUGGAUCACAGACAAGGAGCUGGAGAGUGUCGGCUCCUUCAGGUCCUCCAAGAGGAUCCCUGUGGUGGUCUACAGGCACCAGAGGAAUGGGGCAGUGAUCGCCCGUUGCAGCCAGCCAGAGAUCAGCUGGUGGGGCUGGAGAAACACAGAGGAUGAAUACUUGGUCACCUCCAUCGCUAAGGCCUGUCUGAUGGACCCAGGGGCCAGGGUCACCUGUGGGGCCGCAGCCUGCAGCCGGCCCCGAGGGGAGGGCCCAGACAGCUCCGACGGCGACUUUGACUCCUCUCUGACAGGAUGUUCAGGCCCUGAUGCCAACUCUGCGCCACAGAAGCUUCUCAUUCUCGACGCCCGCUCCUAUACCGCUGCAGUGGCCAACCGCGCCAAGGGAGGUGGCUGCGAGUGUGAAGAGUACUACCCUAACUGUGAGGUGAUGUUCAUGGGCAUGGCCAACAUCCACUCCAUUAGGAACAGCUUCCAGUCCCUCCGAACAGUCUGUAGCCAGAUCCCUGACCCUGGGAACUGGCUUUCUGCUCUGGAGAGCACCCGUUGGCUGCAGCACCUAUCCGUCAUGCUGAAGGCUGCCACUCUAGUGUGCUCUGCGGUGGAAAGGGAGGGACGUCCUGUCCUGGUGCAUUGUUCAGACGGGUGGGACCGCACCCCACAGAUUGUGGCUCUUGCCAAGAUCUUGCUGGACCCCUUCUAUAGGACACUAGAGGGUUUCCAGGUACUGGUGGAGACAGAGUGGUUGGACUACGGUCAUAAGUUUGGCGAUCGCUGCGGUCACCAGGAGAGUGCUGAGGAUGUGAGUGAGCAGUGUCCUGUCUUCCUACAGUGGCUAGACUGUGUUCACCAGCUGCUCAAACAGUUCCCCUGCUUCUUCGAGUUCAACGAGGCAUUCUUGGUCAAGCUGGUUCAGCACACAUACUCGUGCCUGUACGGGACGUUCCUGUGUAACAACGGGCGGGAGAGAGAGGCCCGCAACAUCUACAAACGCACCUGCUCCAUCUGGUCUCUGCUCCGCACCGGCAACAAGAACUUCCAGAACUUCCUUUAUAUUCCCUGUCAUGAGAUGGUGCUGCAGCCGGUGUGCCACACCCGGGCCCUGCAGCUGUGGACGGCCGUCUACUUGCCCACCUCCUCCCCCUGCACCGCUGCCGAGGACGCCAUGGAGCUCUACCUGUGCCCCUGCGCACAGGGAGAUGAGCUCACCUCACAAUCUCUCGACAGGCUUCCUAAGUCUCGCUCCAUGGACAACCUGGUGUCGGCCUGUGAGAACGGGAUGGCCCUCACCCGCACCUCCAGCGACCCCAACCUCAACAAGCACUGCCAGGAGGGCCGUACUGCCCAUGGCUUGGAGCCUAUGGCUGCUAUAGGAAGAGGGGCUGAACCCGAUAGCCCCGAGGACGUCAGCCCUGACACGGGAUUGGACGACAAUGACUCGGAGGUGGAGCCUGUCACUCCGACUCCUCCUACCACACCCUUGGAGAUGGAGCCAAGGGAAGAGGGCUUUGAGGAGGAGGAGUUGAGAGAGGAGAUUUGUCUGACGACACAACCUCUGCCCUACCUGCCCCUCCCCCCCGUCACUCUGGAGAAGGGCUUCCCCCACCCCACCACUCUCCCCCUGCCCACACCCAUUCUCCUCCAUUCCCUCCCCCAGACCACCAGCCCCCAUUGCCCUCCACCUCCCUUGCCACAACAGGCGGCUGACAGCCGCUACAGGACUGCUGAGGUCACUACCCACCCUGCCCGGGCAGCAGAAGCAUGCCUACCUUCCCCACCUGCUUGGAAGGGCCCACUACCGGCAGCUGUUCUGAAUGGGCCUAUCACCAAUGGCCUCCAGAACAGCCACUCAGUGUCUGCAGAGCUGCCGGCCCUCGAGCAGCUAGUUACUCUAUUCUCUAUGGCCAUGGAAGACUCCACAGAGACCCUCACAGACAAAGCAGAGGCCCCACCAACACUGCCCCAGAGCAGGAGAGAAAGUCUGUGCCAGACCCAGGCCCCAGAGUGGGCCUUACCCCAGGCCCAGACCCAGGCCCAGGCCCAGGGAGUGGAGAGAGAAGGGAAGAGGACAGAGAUUGUAAGUGGUAGAGAGCUGGUGCCUCUGAGAGAAUGUGUAGUAGCAGUACCAACAGUAGCAAUGGCCUCCGCAUCUACAGUGCCCCCUGUUGACAACAGCCAGGUAGUGGCAGUGCGACACCCGGUCUCCCAGAGCCAACUGAGUGUCAGUGAGGAGCUGUCUCUCCUGGGCUCCCACUGGGAGAGUGUCCAGGGCCUGGUCCAGUCUGGCCUCCCAGCCAAUCUCUCCUCAGGUCUCUGUCGGGCCCUCCAGCCCACCGCCUACCAGAGUCGACGCCUGGCUGGCAAGCUGCUCCGUGCCCAGGGCAUAGCCGUGUCCAACGGGUUGCCUAACGGGGGUUCGCAGUGCUGCCGCAGGGAGAAGGAGGAAAGGGUCCGUGGCCCGGCCCCAGCCAGCUCCAGCCCAGUCCAGUCAGGGUCAGGCUGGCUCUCUGCAGUCAGAAGCAGCUCAGGCUAUGCUGCCAUCUGCAGCCAAACCAGCACCAGCACUCCACCCACCUCUUCAACCCGCCAGUUCUUACCAGCCUCUCCCUUCUCCCCGCCCUCCCCGGCCUACCUGGAUGAUGACGGGCUGCCGGUGCCCAUGGACGCGGUGCAGCAGCGUCUCAGGCAGAUCGAGGCGGGAUAUAAACAGGAAGUGGAAGUGCUGAGGAGACAGGUGCGCCAGCUGCAGAUGAGGCUGGAGAGACAGUACGGCAUGCCGCCCUCUGAGCCUGACGUCGACUACGAGGACGACAUUACGUGUUUGCGUGAGUCAGACGACAGUGACGAGGAGGAAAGUCUGUCGGAUCACAGCGAGGACUGCUUCUCCGAGGGCAGCUGGGACAGAGUGGAGCAGAAGGACACAGAGGUCACCAGGUGGGUGCCCGAUCACAUGGCCUCCCAUUGUUUCAACUGUGACUGUGAGUUCUGGAUGGCCAAGCGACGACAUCACUGCAGGAACUGUGGCAAUGUGUUCUGUAAAGACUGCUGCCACCUGAAGCUGCCCAUCCCAGACCAGCAGCUGUAUGACCCUGUCUUAGUGUGUAACGUCUGCUAUGACCUGCUGCUGGAGGCUAGGAACAGAGAGAUCUGCAGCCAGCAGCUCAAGAAGCCCAUCGCCACAGCCUCCAGCUGAGAGACAGGAGAGAAAGCCCCUUACUGAGUGUCCCAGUCCUGGCUCAGUCUGGCCUGGCCUAGUUCAGUUUGGCCCGGUUAGGACCUGGAUCAGCACCUUCUUGGAUCAGCUUGAGCCAUGUGCCCUGCUCCUUACUACCCUAACAUGGUCUGGUCUUGGCUGUGUGGGAAGAUGAGGAGGACUUGUGGUUGCUCUGUGGCAGGGAGGCGAAGCUUGAGAAUGGAGAGAGGCCACUGACCACUGGGGAUGAGAGACUGACUGAGGAGUGGAAGAAGAUAGAGGAUGACAGUGAAUUAACUGAGUGAGGGAGAUGGAUGAGGAAGAGUUGUUAUGGAGGCUAUCCCACUGAGUUGUGAACCCCUUUUGUCUAACACAUUUCCAGCGUGGAAGGAAGGCUGCAGCAGCCUGCUGUCCUGCCCUGGGGCUAUUGUUCUCCACUGGUGCCUCAGAUACCCCCUGAUGCCCCAUGCCACCCCCCUGCUCCUGUAGCUCCAUCUCAAACCUACCUGAAUGUCCUCCCCCAUUCUAGAGCAUCCCUCUCACACACACACACACACACACACACACACACACACACACACACACACACACACACACACACACACACACACACACACCUACUCGUCUCCAAUGACAAUCUCUCGCCCUCCCAAGUGUUGGGGACUCCAAAGCCUUUACCUGUUAAAUGGAGGCAGAUGACAACUUUAACAAGAAAAAGAAAAAAUGCUGCUACAGUAUUUAAGUCUAAUUUUGUAUUCUUAUUCUUUUGUGCACUGCAAGCUGUUUGUGUAUUUAAGGGAAUUUGAGACCAAACUCGAGCGAAAGGGAGAAAUCUGCUGUUUUACUUGCUGUUGUAUCUUUUUGUGGAGCUUGAAUGUAAAUGUUAGAAAUGAAAUGGACAAGUGUGUUGGAGUAACUGGAAGACUGACGGUAAUAUUUGAUUAUGCGGUAACACUUGACACCCAGCAACAGUUGUGACAUAUAUUGUGUUAUUUUAUGGCUGGUUAUGACACCUACAUAAGAGUAAAAACACACAAAAACCUACCACAGUAGUUAUUUUAUGGCUGGUUAUGACACCUACAUAAGAGUAAAAACACACAAAACCUACCACAGUAGUUAUUUUAUGGCUGGUUGUGAUGUUAUGUAUAUUUUUUUAAGUUGACUAUAUUUAAUGAACAUUUUAAUUUCGCACACAUUGAUGUCAGACAUGCACCUAACCCAAUGCUGAUGACUGGAUGAAUUCAGGAGAAGAUUUCAGGAGCAGGACAAAGACACCCUCUUUUUGACUGAUUUAAAGGGGAUGUAAAAUGAGCCUAUCUGGCUUAUAUGAUUAUGAUGUCAUAAUGCUUCUUGACAGUGUCAUAAAGUGUAUUUUCUCAGUCCAAGUAAAGUGACACAGGGUGGCCGUAAUGCUUCAUGACAGUGAUGAUGAUGAAAAAUAACACGACUGUAAAGAAUUAAUUACAACCUCAAAGGUUUCAAGAAACAAACAUUCAAACGAAAGGAAACAUCUUGUCAGGGAAAAAAUGAGUUUUUUUUUUUUUUAGUUGUGACACUUAUGUAGGUGUCAUAACCAGUCAACAAAUAACGAAACAGAUGUCACAACAGGUGUAAAUAUAUGGGUCAUGACAGUGUUAUGACCAUGUUAUGACAAGUGUUACCGUUUAUGUUAAUGCACAUUAGGUGGGUUGUGUAAUUUUUCAUUCCUGCAAUGUGUCAUUUAAAAAGAAUAAUAAUAUGCACAGUUAAUGUGGUUCUGCUUUCAUCAAUGCUAUUCUCAAGUCCUGUCACAACUGUUUUAACAUUAGAGGUACCCCACUAUUUGUAUCGAGAAAGGUUUAUAACAGAUAAAUAAUUGUCGUUCGGACAUGCACCUGAUCAGAGGAGUCUUAAAAAAUGAUAAUAGAAUGGCUAACCAUCCAGACAAGGAAAGUUGUUUCCGCGUUUCCAAAUAGAGGGUUUUAUGCAAUGUUGUCAUAGAGUAUGACUUGAAAGAUCACUAGAAAGAACUUGAUGGCUGUUAGCUGAUGGGAGAGGAAGGGAAUGGAGGGAUGGAGGGAUGGAGGGAGGG